Messenger RNA from Neomonachus schauinslandi (Hawaiian monk seal), 673 nucleotides. RefSeq names its product trefoil factor 3 (gene TFF3). Gene Ontology annotation, biological process: maintenance of gastrointestinal epithelium. The transcript is spliced from 3 exons. NCBI's taxonomy places the organism in Eukaryota, Metazoa, Chordata, Mammalia, Carnivora, Phocidae. The record is from RefSeq and is a predicted model, not a curated record. Bases 30 to 272 code for a protein of 80 amino acids.
GGGUCCCCAGAGCCCGCCCGCCGGUGACCAUGGAGGCCAGAGCGCUCUGGCUGCUGGUGGUGGUCCUGGUGCUGGGGUCCUCCAGCUGGGCAGCAGCGUACCAGGGCCUGUCGUCGGACCUGUGUGAGGUGCCGGCCAAGGACAGGGUGGACUGUGGCUACCCCAACAUCACCCCCGAGCAGUGCACCGGUCGGGGCUGCUGCUUCGACUCCAGGACCCACGGGGUGCCCUGGUGCUUCAAGCCUCUGCAGGACACAGAAUGCAGAUUCUGAAGCAAUGUCCACUGGCCCUGGACAGCCCGGGAUAUGACCGUCCGCACUCGGGGCACCCUGCCUGUGUCCUCUGCCUGCUGUGGCUCAUCCCUGCUUCUCUCCCACCCUGAUCCCGCAAGGCCCUUCCCUGAAAGCUAGGGCCUGGGGCCUGAUGUCUUAACGAAUAAAGAUCCCGAACUCAGCAUGAGGGCCGUUCUUGGUUCCUGAGACUCCAUGCUCUUGUGUUUUAUUUCAGCCAAGUGGCUCUCCUUCCUUAGCCUCUCCCAGAGGGGGGUGGUGGGAGGGGGUGCGAGCGCCUCCAGCCCAGGGCCUCCCAGCCCCCCUCCCCACCCCAGAGCUGAAAGACGACCCUAAGUAGCUGCACUGUUUGCAUGAGGAUGUCGCAGGUCUCAGACCAAGCC